GUCGCGUCCCAACGACGCCGCUUCACGAGUGCCGGGCCGCACUCCGCCGCGCAGGCGCACCACUCAGCUCCACCAAAACAUAUAACCCCAACCGUGAGCCGUGAUAUAUCAUAAACAUAUACGCAAAAUGUACGUUACGGGAUGGAGCGAGUGAUUUCUGUGUGUACACCUAUCUGCUCUACAUUUGAAGUGAUUAAAAGUGAUAGUGAACGAUUAAGUGAUAACAUACCGUUGAGGACAAUCGAGGUAAAGUGCGCUUAAUUAUAUCAAGAUUCGUGCGGCAUGAGAGCAGCCCCGUCGCGAGCUUAGCGUUUCGGCCUGCGUUUUCGCGGGACCAGAUGCGGGCAGGGAGGACUUAAAGUGCGUGCGGACAAACGACAUGCAUGGUUUGUGAGGUCGGCGCCGCGGCCAUGGACAUGAGCGGAGAGGGCGGCGGCGCGGGCGCGGCGGGCGGGCUGCAGCAGCGCUGGUACGACAGCCGCGUCAACGGCAGCCCCGCGGCCGCCGACGUCGGCUCCGACGCCAACGGCGACGGGUUCUUCCACUCGCCGCUGGAGGGCGGCCACCACAGCCGCGCCCGCUACUACCACCAGCAGAUGCACGGGCCCUACUCGGCCGCGGUCGGCUCCCACGGUCGGUCGCUGAGCGGCGGGAGCGGGCAGGUGUGCAGGCCCCACUUCCACACGCCGCUGCACCCGUGGCUGGACUCCAAGGCGCUGGGCAGCGGCGCGUGGGGCGGCAGCUUCCAGCAGGAGGGGGCUCCCGACAAGCCCCUGUCCCCGGCGCAGCACCCCCACCCGCACCCCCUCUUCUCCUUUCCCCCCACCCCUCCCAAAGACUCCACGCCUGACUCGGUAGCGGCGGCCGCGUUAGGCCAGCAGGACUACCAAGCGGCAGUGGCGCACGCGACGGCCAUGAGCGUCGCCUUCAUGCAGCAGCAGCAGGAGCUGCCCCUCUGCGGCGACGUCAAGCCGAUGAUGGGCGCGCAAAAGCAACGCGAAGGUGCGCAGCCGGACUCGUGUCCCCAGGAGAGUCAGCCCCCCGGGGAGUACAACGCGCAGUACAAUGGCGACUACUACGGCUACCAGGGCAAGGGGUAUAACGGGCAGCAGCAGAAUAAGCCCCGGCCCAACAAGACGCGAACUAGCGCCGCCUGCCAGGAGACAGAGGGCCGAGAGUGCGUGAACUGCGGAGCCACGAGUACUCCGCUGUGGAGACGCGAUGGCACCGGCCACUACCUGUGCAACGCCUGCGGACUCUACUACAAGAUGAAUGGUCAAAACCGUCCUCUAAUCAAGCCAAAGCGAAGAUUGGUGAGUUCUCUCCAGUCAGCGGCGCGGCGGGCAGGCACGUCGUGCGCCAACUGCAAGACCACCACCACUACGCUGUGGCGUCGCAAUCAGAACGGGGAACCCGUCUGCAACGCCUGCGGGCUGUACUACAAGCUGCAUAAUGUAAACCGGCCACUGACGAUGAAGAAGGAGGGCAUACAAACGAGGAACCGCAAGCUCAGCAGUAAGAGCAAGAAGAAGAAGGGGGGAAUGGGCAUGGGGGGAGGGGGGGCUUGUGCGCUCGCCUUGGGGGGAGUCAUGGGGGACAUGAUCAAGCCCUUGGGAGACGCGACGAAGGGCUUCGGUGGAUCGGCUUUCCCGUCGGCUAUGGACUUUGGUCAACACCAAGUGGGUCUGGUGCAUCCUGCAGCGGCGCACAUGUCCCACUGGUACGGCGCCCCCCACCAGGGCUUCGGUCCACCACCGGCUUCGCACAACCCCUACCACCACCACCAUCUAGCCCAGCUCAACUCUAUGACUGGCUGGAGGAGUGAAUACACGUGAUAAGUAAGCUCCCGUCACAGCGUUCCGAUCCGGAGAAGUACCACCUCUGUAACCCACGGUUAACCGCACCAUGCAAUCUGCGGUUAACCGCAAUGAACAACCGUAAACCUGUGGUUGAUCGCGCUCUAUAAUCGUAAACCAGUGGCUAACCAUACUCUACAAACGUAGACCUGCGCUAAACCGUACUCUACAACCGUAAACCUGUGGUUAAUCGCACUCUGCAACCGUAAAGCAGUGGUAAAAAGCACUCUACAACCGUAAACCAGUGGCUAACCACAUUCUACAACCGUAAACUUGUGGCUAACCUACCUAAAAGCGGUUAAUAAGUAGAUGCCAUUCUGUAAACUUAUUGAUAACUGCAUCCCCUGUAACCAUUCGAUGGUAAAACAACCCCGCGCUAAAUCAUAAGACUGUCCAGCAGAAUUGACGUUUAUAGAACAUUUACCGGCACAAACUGACAUAUCCCGGCUUUUGUAUUCCGGUAUUGGUAUCCCAAGUAUUAAGUAGAUGUAAUAUUCUACAUACUAGUGAAAUUGUACAGUAUUAUAACGUUAGUUAAGAUCAGUUAUGUCCGUUUAGACGAUUAUAUAAGUAGGUAUCGUUAACCUGUGUAUUUGUAUAUAUUCUAAGUUAUGCGUUCCUGUAUAGUUUUGUAUUUAAUUUAGUUAGUCUGUGUGAUAACACGUUUUUGUACAUUCAGUUCGGUAGUAUUAAAACGCAAUAGUAACUUAUAAUAGUGGUUAUGUAUGUAAAUAAUCGUGUCAGACGAAAGAACUGAUGUGGAUCACGCGGUCCCGGCGAGGAAUUUCAUAUUUGUACAUUUUGAUUUGUGUUGUAAACCCCGGACUUGUAAAAUUAAGAUAUUGUGUGGCCAUAAAAUGUGUGGUAGUAUUGUCUAUGGAAUUUCAGAAGUGUGCGUUAGGAAUUUCUGAUAAUUUUCAUUACAGGCGAAUGUAGCUUAUCAGAAAUGACGUUGGAAUUUCUUAAAGAAGUUAUGUCAUCAAUUAUGAAAUAUUUUUUAAAAUUUCUGAUUUUUAUGUUACAAAAUAU
Aricia agestis (brown argus) is the source of this 2885-nucleotide messenger RNA. It is a transcript of the gene grn, whose product is annotated as GATA-binding factor C. The record is from RefSeq and is a predicted model, not a curated record. The transcript is spliced from 9 exons. The coding region runs from base 384 to 1835 and encodes 483 amino acids. Gene Ontology annotation, molecular function: zinc ion binding; RNA polymerase II cis-regulatory region sequence-specific DNA binding; DNA-binding transcription factor activity, RNA polymerase II-specific. Lineage: Eukaryota; Metazoa; Arthropoda; Insecta; Lepidoptera; Lycaenidae. Gene Ontology annotation, biological process: negative regulation of transcription by RNA polymerase II; cell fate commitment; positive regulation of transcription by RNA polymerase II.